AUGACUAAAGGGACUGCUUCCAAUGAUGCCGUAAUAAAACAGCAACUUGAUGCUAAACUAUCACUUUCUGGUGGAUUAAUGACCGGCAAUUUGGAUAUGAAUAGCAAAUGGAUAUACAAUGUAGUACAACCAAAUGGUGAUAAACAACCAGCUACAAAAAUAUGGUCAGAAAAUAAAUUCCUGGAUAAGUCCAGUGGAGUUAUGGCUGGACCACUAAAUAUGUCCAAUAAUAAAAUCACUAAUCUUGCUAAACCAACUGAUGAUAAAGAUGGGGUUAAUAAGAAAUACAUAGAUGAUAAUCACUUGAAACUAUCUGGUGGCACUGUAAGUGGCCAUAUAAUAUUAAACAAUGCUAUCCUUACUUCACAAUAUCAAGCAAUAAGCCGGUCCACUGGAAAUGCAUUUUUUGUGCAACUUACUAAUUCGUAUGUUUACCACAAAUUUAAUAUGGUUAAAAACAAGAUUAUUCAUCUUGGAGACCCAACUGAUGCUACUGAUGCUGUUAAUAAGCAGUAUUUGGAAAAAUAUCAUGUUAAGCCCAGCCAUUACAAUAAUGAAUUCAAGUACCUGAUGACUAAUAAAUUAGCAUUGACUGAUCUUCAGGCGGAUAGUUUUGACAUUACUAAAAUUGAUAGUUUAAUGCCCCAAGAUGGUACCUACCAUCAAUACAACCGCAAAGUUCUAUAUACAACCAUUAUAAAGGAUCAGCAAGGAGGAUACUCUUAUAAAAUGGGAAUCAAUUGA
Molecule: messenger RNA, 744 nt
Organism: Porites evermanni
Lineage: Eukaryota; Metazoa; Cnidaria; Anthozoa; Scleractinia; Poritidae
Source: the annotation of a GenBank genome assembly